AUGUUGGAGGUGGUGCUGAACGACAGGCUGGGGAAGAAGGUGAGGGUGAAGUGCAACGAGGAUGACACCAUCGGCGACCUGAAGAAGCUGGUGGCGGCGCAGACUGGAACCAAGGCGGAGAAGAUAAGGAUCCAGAAGUGGUACACCAUCUACAAGGACCAUAUCACUCUCGCCGACUAUGAGAUUCACGACGGCAUGGGCCUCGAGCUCUACUACAACUAA
Linum tenue is the source of this 222-nucleotide messenger RNA. Lineage: Eukaryota; Viridiplantae; Streptophyta; Magnoliopsida; Malpighiales; Linaceae. The record is from the annotation of a GenBank genome assembly.